This is a messenger RNA of Biomphalaria glabrata, 2015 nucleotides long. Its product is annotated as calcium and integrin-binding protein 1-like. The coding region runs from base 59 to 610 and encodes 183 amino acids. The record is from RefSeq and is a predicted model, not a curated record. Gene Ontology annotation, molecular function: calcium ion binding. The transcript has 7 exons. NCBI's taxonomy places the organism in Eukaryota, Metazoa, Mollusca, Gastropoda, Planorbidae.
ACUUGAGUUGGCAGCAAGCUUUGUCUACUUGUUGAAUCAAUGUUUUGUAAACAAAAAAAUGGGGGGAUCACAAAGUGUAUUUACAGACGAAGAACUUGAUGAUUACCAGACUUUGACUUAUUUAACUAAAAAGGAAAUUCUUCUUGUAUAUAAAAGAUUCAAAGUCCUCGACCCAGAAGCUGUUGAAGCAAAUAAAAAUGCAAGACUUCCACUUGACAAGAUUAGAGAGCUGCCAGAGCUUAAAGUGAAUCCUUUCAGAGAUCAGAUAUGUAAAGUAUUCUCAUCGUCUGGUGAAGGCAUGACAUUUGAAGAUUUCCUGGAUAUGAUGUCAGUGUUCAGUGAUGGAGCCCCAAAAACUGUUAAAGUGGAAUAUGCUUUCAGAGUCUAUGACUUUGAUGGGGAUGACUUGAUCUCGGAUUCAGACAUCAAACAAGUGAUUGAAUGUUUGAUUGGUAGCAAUGAACUCACUGAGGAUGAAAUGCACCAGCUCAUUGAUAAUAUUUUGGAAGAGGCUGAUCUGGAUGAUGACAAGGCUCUCUCAUUUGCUGAGUUUGAGCAUGUUAUUUCUAAGUCUCCUGAUUUUGUUAACUCUUUUCGUAUCAGAAUGUGAUGAAAGGAGAGUUGGCAGCUUAAAGCUGACUGCAGGGUUUUUCUGGCCGUCCUAUUUCUAAUGGCUGUUAUAUAUAAUAUACAUUUAAGCCUCUUCAACUAUUUACUUUCCAUGCUACUAAAUAUUUAUUGGUCAAAAUUUGUUUUAAUGCCUGCUUUAUAUUUAUUCUGUACCAGUAGUAUGGCCAUCUACCAUUCACACUUCAUAGAAUUUUUUAGGAUUGCAGUUUUCAGAAAGCUGAAAAUGUCUAUAUUUUUUAACUUGCUGCUCACUUAAUAAGUUUCUUUAAAUGAUGCAUAAGGUAAACACUGCUUAAAUCUAAAAUAAAAAAAAAAUUUUUUUAAAGUAAAAAUUUGUUUUGGUAAGAUUUUUAGGCUUCAUUUUUUGCAUUUCUUUGCUUUAAAUACCUACUAAAUUAAGUGAUCAUAGUUCAGUUAAAGAUUAAAAAAAAACAACCCUAUAUUUCAAAUUUAUAGAAUGUUUUUACAGUUUGAAAACUAAAAUGAAAAGAUUGAAUAUAAGUCAAUAAAAAUCUUAUCACAUUUACUUACAGAAAUUUUAAAAGUACCUUGCUUGUAUCCAAUGUGUAGAUAUAUCAAUAAUUAUAAGAAUUACAAAAUCUUGUUUUGGUACUUAAUGUAUGAAUCUCACUUUUUUCAAUGGUAAGAUAUAAACUCAAAGAUUAUCUUCCUUCUAAAUAUACUCAUUUUAAUGUAUAUUACUCUGGUUAGAUGCAUGUAUUUCACAAUUAUAAAAAGAACUACUGCAUGUAUUUUUGUUAUUACUAAAAACAAAAUCAGUUGUACUCAAUUACACUGCACUGCUAUAUUAUUAAAUGGUAAAUUUAAAGGCACAUUCAAAGUAAUUGUAAAAAAGACAUAAAUAAUAAUUUGUUAUGAUUAGGUAAAAAAAAAAUAGUUUCGACCUAAGAUUUACACUUUAUUUCAUUUUGAUUUAAUUUUAAUGUUUUAAUUUAAUUUUUUUUUUUGUAUCAUCCAAUUUUCAUCUCAAAUGUUGACAGACUUGCCAAGUUCUAAAGCAGAACAUUUUAUCUGUGAUAUUUUGAUUUACUAAGAAAGAAAUGUUAUGCCUUAUAUAAAAUAUUUGUUAUUUACUGUUGUUAUUAAAUCCAUCUAAUCAUAAACUCUGUUGUUUUUUAAUCACAGAGAGCAUUUUUGUGAGACCCAAAAAUUUUAAGUCAGUCAAUCUCACUUCAUUUUCUUGCCAUUUUAUUAUUGAAUUUUUAAUUUUUUUUUAAAAAUUGAUUCUCUUAUAUUUGUAUAUCAUGGACUUUAUAAUAGUGUUUGAUUAUGCAAAAAAAUAUUAUUUCUUCUAUAUAAAUGACACAAAUUUUUUAUUCUAAUUAUAGUAGACAUUUUACUGAAAUAAAUAUAUAUAUACACAA